AUGGAACGGGUACAUCAUCAACCGCUUACGAGGAACAUAUUGGAUCCCAACACAACGAUCCUUGAUUAUGAACCCGAUCCAGUUCGCCUUAAAAUUAAAGAAGCCCUUCAUAUCAACAAGCAUAAACCCUCACUCAAUAAACAAUAUAACAGCUUUGAUCACACUUUGCAAUUGUUUUCUCAAUAUCACGAUCUCACACCUACUGUUGCCGUUGGGGUUGAUCCACAGGAUCUGCGUGUACCACAACGAUAUGAAUAUCAUCCUACGUUGAAUACAUUUCAACCCAUCAACACGCAGUUUGUGACCCAGCGUCAUCCGACAACCGUCAUCGCGUCGUUGGAUGUAUUAUGUGAUACCUAA
Molecule: messenger RNA, 360 nt
Organism: Helobdella robusta
Lineage: Eukaryota; Metazoa; Annelida; Clitellata; Rhynchobdellida; Glossiphoniidae
Exons: 1
Coding region: 1-360 (119 amino acids)
Source: RefSeq, a predicted model, not a curated record